Messenger RNA from Plectropomus leopardus (leopard coralgrouper), 1355 nucleotides. NCBI's taxonomy places the organism in Eukaryota, Metazoa, Chordata, Actinopteri, Perciformes, Serranidae. The record is from RefSeq and is a predicted model, not a curated record.
AUACUUUUAAGGCAAUUCCUGCAAUUGCUGAAGAAGUUUUUUGACCACAGUUGUGGCUGAAGAAUCGCUUCCUGGCUUCAAAACCUUAAAGGAUGGGAACACUUUUGGUUUUGGUGGGUCUGCUCUGCCUCACUGGGGUCUCCAUGAGUCAUGACUUGAAUUUAGGCCUGUGUAGACGGGAGUUUCUGCAGGAUGUGGAUUUCCCCGGAUCAGACGUCGUACAGCUCUUCUCUCCUGAUGCUGAGCACUGUCAGCUGCUUUGCACCCAGCACGCCCGCUGCCACUUCUUUACCUUCCUUCGUGCGGACUGGAAAGGACGUGGCAGGCACUUCUUCUGCUACCUCAAGGCUGCUCCCUCUAGAAAGCCGCAGGUUCAGAAGAACCUGCAGGGUCACACCUCUGGCUUUUCUCUGAAACCCUGCAACCCAGACCCAAGCCCCUGUCUGUCUCGGGUGUAUCAUAACGUGGACUUCUACGGGGCAGACUACCGAACCUUGUUCACAGCAGACUACGAAGAGUGUCAGAGAGAAUGCACACGUGAUCCUGGUUGUCAGUUUUUCACUUUUCUCGAACAGGGUUUUCCACCUGUGAAGUACAGGUUCAAGUGCCACCUUAAAUUCAGCUGGACGUUGCCAAGGACACCUAGAGUGGUAUCAAAGCCUGAUAGAGUAUCUGGAUUCUCCCAUAAACUACAGAUCAGUCAAAACUUUAACAGAGUAUGUCAUGGAAAAAUUUUUCCAAACAUUGACAUCCCCUCGCACGACAUCCAAGUUCAAUCUUCAGCCUCUUAUCAACAUUGUCAGGCACUGUGCUCUUAUCAUCCAAAGUGCACCCACUUCUCCUACGUCAGUCAAAAUUUUAAAUGUUACUUGAAGAGUAAUUACCACGAGCUGAACAAAAGGUACAGAAAAGGAAUCACAUCUGGGCUACCAACACGCUUCUGUCACCUGGAUACCAGUUGGCUGUUUCAGCGUUAUGAAGGAGUCGAUUUCCCAUUUGAUGACAUUGGCAGAGCUCAUGCGGCUAGCGUUGAGGAGUGCCAGAGAAUCUGUGAUGAGGAGCCCAACUGCCAGCACUACACCUACGUCCCUUCCAGUCACUUCUGCUAUCUCAAGCGGGUCAUCACCAUACCCAAUCCUCCCAGGGUAAACAAGUUGGCCAAUGUGGUGUCUGGCUUCUCCCUGAGGAGCUGUCAGGAGAAAUGCUUGGAUUGAUUAAUCAAUUGCAUUAAACAGCCAGUGAAAUAAACACAUAAUCAGUGUAAUCCAUAUAACACUAUACACACUAUAAUCACUAUACUAUACUCACUAUACACUAUAACACUAUAAUCCAAUAAAUGAUUCAGCAGCAUGCAA